AUGUCAUAAUAAAAAAUUUUAGGUACCAAAACGUAAUUUCCAAUGAUAUUUUUCGCAUAAAAAAUAAAUUUUAGGUACCAAAAUGUAAAAAAUAAAAAUUAUAGGUACUAAACCGUAAUUUGCCAAUGAUCCAUGGAUCCAAUUCAUGAAUCCACCAAUCCAAUUGGAUUUGGAUAAAAUGGAUUGGAUUUAAAUGGAUUGGAUUAGGUGAAUAUUUUUAAUGGAUUGAAUUGGUGGAUUGGAUUGAAAUUGCCACCUCUAACCGAUAUGAAGUUGUGAACAGUUACUGACCAAAGGAACUGCUUACUCGUGACAUGUGUUACCUACUAUUGAACACAAACCAUCGAUAUCAUAGUGUGACUGUGCGAGAGUGUUUUCCGGUCACAUAGCAUCAAGCGACUGCCAGUGCCUCCCUCCACUGCCCUUGGAUGUGACGAGCUGCAGCCACGAGUACGAAUUCGUCAAGCCCGUCAACACUGUCCACCACCGUUGAAUUCCAGAUCCAACGGUCUCAAUCAAAGCAUCCGCUCGAUGUACCACCGGAACUUCGAAAUUACCACGAAGAAGAUCCCUUUUAUAUUCUCAUCAUUCUUCACGGAAUUAGGCAAAAUAAUAAACGGCGCAUUAAGAAAAUGGCAAAAAAAGAAAAAAAAAAGAAAACUUGAUUUUACUAUGAGCUGCCCGCUGGCUGGCUCUUGUUUUCCAGGUUUGCCUUUAGCCUGCCUUAAGGUGGUUUAACUCAAAAAGAGUGAAAACUGAGAAACCUCCCACCCAAAGCCAAAGCCCGAACCCCAAUCCCGAUGUCCGGUCGCGGUGGCGGUGACGCCGGCCCCCCACUCGGCCCGGUCCUGCAAUCCAACGGCGGUGAAUUUCUUCUCUCUUUGCUACAGAGGCCCAGCCACCACCAACAACAGCAGCCGCCGUCGCAGUUCCCCCCUACCGGCCACACUCCCUUCCUUGCCCCGCAACCGCAACAACAACAACAACAUCAACACUUUGCCCAGCGAAUUCAACCACAUCAACCGCUGCCUCUUGACCCGGCGGUUGCAGCCGUUGGCCCGAGUUUCUCUUUCCCCCAACCUUCCUGGGGAGCCAACGCCCGGGAUCUCGUCUCCCCGUCAUUGCCGCCUCACGGCUCUCUGCCUCCCGAGCAGCUUGGAUUUCCACCCAACUAUUGGCCUUCGCCGAAUCAGUUUCAAGCCCCAACUAGCCAGCCCCAAACCCUAAUCGAUGAUCUCCAGAGAUUAGGGUUUACGAGCAUUGACGCCAGCGUCAACAAUGCCAUCCAGGGUUUGCUGCUGCAUAAGCAACAGCAGCAGCAAGUACAGCACCAUUUACAGUUCGGUUCGUUCCAGAGCGAACCACAGAUCGUGGAUAACGCCGCCAAAGAGCUGGAAAAGGCGCUAGGCAAUGCCUACUCCAAAUCAUUUGAAAAGAAUCCUCAAUCCGAUGGGCAUCUAAGCUCGUCGGCUCCUAGAGAUGUAAGUUGCAAUGUGCAGGAUCGCAGCAGGGCUGGCAAUUGGGGAAAACAGCAGCAGCAAGAAGUAGGGAAUCACAACGCUAUAGGACAGCGAAAGCAGCCGCCUCCGGGGUUUUCUAAUCAGCAGAAAGGAGGGCUUUGGGAUAAUGGGGGCAGAGGAAGAGAGUUUGAUAGCAACAUACGCAGAGAAAGAGGGAAUAAUCAUCCUAGUGAGCACAAUAGCAGAGGGGAAUGGGUGAAGCGUGCUAACGGCGGCUCGCUUGAACCUGGAAUCACUAGACAGCUAGACACGCCUGGUCCUCCUUCUGGCAGUAAUCUGCAUUCUGUUUCUGGGUCCGAGGUUGAAGCAUCAAUGAUGCACUUGCAUUCCAAGCUGGUUGAUGAUGAGCAGGAUGAUGAUGGUCGUGAAUUGGAUGAUCAUGGUGAAGAACUUGUUGAUUCUUUGUUGCGUGAGGGUGAACCUGAUGAUGGUGGGAAAGACAAAAAGCAAGGUCGAAAUUCUCGUGAAAAGGAAGCAAGAUCGGAUGACCGAGGUCAACGAAUGCUAAGUCAAAGGAUGAGAAUGUUUAAGAGGCAGAUGGUAUGUCGAAGAGACAUAGAACGAUUCAAUAGGUCUUUCCUUGCAAUUUAUGAGUCACUCAUACCACCUGAGGAAGAGAAAGAAAAGCAGAAGCAGUUACUGACAAUGUUGGAGAAACUAGUUAACAAGGAAUGGCCAGAAGCUCGGUUAUUCCUUUACGGUUCCUGUGCUAAUUCUUUUGGAGUUUCAAAGAGUGAUGUUGAUGUCUGCCUUGCAAUCGAAGAUGGUGAUACGAGAAAGUCGGAGAUCUUGUUAAGGUUGGCAGACAUAUUGCAAUCUGACAACCUCCAAAAUGUGCAGGCACUAAUCCGAGCCAGGGUGCCCAUAGUGAAACUUAUGGAUCCAGCGAGUGGGAUAUCAUGUGACAUAUGCAUAAACAAUGUUCUUGCUGUGGUAAAUACAAAGCUUCUACGGGACUAUGCGCAGAUAGAUGUCAGACUACGGCAGUUGGCUUACAUUGUAAAACACUGGGCCAAAUCAAGAGCAGUUAAUGAAACUUACCAUGGAACUCUUUCCAGCUAUGCGUAUGUUCUCAUGUGCAUUCACUUCCUACAGCAGCGAAGACCUGCAAUAUUGCCAUGCUUGCAGAGAAUGGAGGCAACAUACUCCGUCACAGUAGACGGUGUCCAGUGUGCUUACUUUGACCAAGUGGAGAAACUCCAAGGGUGGGGAUCGAGGAAUAGGGAGACAAUUGCUGAGCUGGUGUGGGGUUUCUUCUAUUACUGGGCUUAUUGUCAUGAUUAUGCUAAUACAGUUGCAUCUGUGCGAAUGGGGAGGACCAUCAGCAAACGGGAGAAAGACUGGACGAGGAGGGUCGGGAACGAUAGGCAUCUGAUAUGCAUAGAGGAUCCAUUUGAGGUGUCUCACGACCUUGGAAGGGUGGUGGAUAAGUUUAGCAUUCGAGUGCUGAGGGAAGAAUUCGAAAGAGCUGCUGAUAUCAUGCAGCAUGAUUCGAAUCCGUGUGGAACACUGUUUCAACCCUAUGUUCCCCCUUCUAGUUGAAGCAUAAGCCAGCUGCUCUUUUUGUGUGUUUUAAGUUAAGGUUGGUGUUUCGAGUUGUAGAAUUUCAUGUAAAUUAUGUGCUUCUCUACCCUGUUUGGUUUGGUGGUACCCAAAAAUUGAGGGCAAGGAAAGGAGUGGGAGGGAUUGUCGAAUUGGUUGUACGCUUCCAUGAAACUAGUGCGUCCAACAAUUGAGAGCCGCCAAGUUCAUUCCCUGCUGCUUAUGGUUGUAUCUCAUUUUUUUCUUGUCCAUUUGGCACUACCAGUUAUUCUUCAUGCGGCUCAUAAUCGCUUAUGGCAUAUGAAAAUGAUGGUAAAGUCGUUGGAUAAGUUCCGUACUUGGAACCGUGAAGCGGUGGUUGCGAAAUUUCUGGCAGGUGGGAACGUUCCCUUCCGGCGGGAGUAACCGACUAAGUUAUUUAGGGCUCCUAGUGUCUCCUUCCGGCGACGGGCUUGUUACCAGAUGGCGAUUGGAUUCUUUCGCGCAUCUUCAGAAGUUGGCCAUGAUGCAAAGAUGCCCAAUGAUUACCCCUCGAGUGUUAGGUGAUUGUCGAGGGUAAAUAUCUCGGAUACCAUUUAAAUUUGAGAAUUGGAGCAGACAUACCACUUAAGUUUGAAUAGAGCGUCGGAUAUCAUUAAAGUCGCCAAAAUGUGCAUUCGUCCAGUUUUCCAUAAAACCCAAAAUUUUAAUUACUUUUUGGGACGCAAAACUUUUAAAAAUAUCAAAAACUAUAUUUAAACAAGUUUUUAUCUAAUAUAUAAAUUAAAAACCUUCUAAACAUAAUUUUACUAAAAUGGCUAAUCAAAAUUGUCAAUAAAAUAGAUAAAUUAGUAAAAAUAAUAAAUAUCAAGAAUAAUAAUAAAUAUAUAGCAUAUAAUAAUAAAUAUUUAAAAUCAAU
This is a messenger RNA of Linum trigynum, 3960 nucleotides long. Lineage: Eukaryota; Viridiplantae; Streptophyta; Magnoliopsida; Malpighiales; Linaceae. The record is from the annotation of a GenBank genome assembly.